Myodes glareolus (Bank vole) is the source of this 566-nucleotide messenger RNA. The record is from RefSeq and is a predicted model, not a curated record. NCBI's taxonomy places the organism in Eukaryota, Metazoa, Chordata, Mammalia, Rodentia, Cricetidae.
GCUGGUCCGCCCGAGACCCCCUGAGCGCGAACCCUAGUCCCCCGCGCGACCCCAUUUCCACUCCGACAAGAUGAAAGAAACGAUCAUGAACCAGGAAAAACUGGCCAAGCUGCAGGCACAAGUGCGCAUUGGUGGGAAAGGAGCUGCUCGCAGAAAGACGAAGGGGGUUCACAGAACAGCUACAGCAGACGAUAAAAAACUGCAGUUCUCUUUAAAGAAGUUAGGGGUGAACAAUAUCUCUGGUAUUAAAGAGGUGAACAUGUUUACAAACCAAGGAACAGUGAUCCAUUUUAACAACCCUAAAGUUCAGGCGUCUCUGGCAGCAAACACCUUCACCAUUACAGGCCAUGCCGAGACAAAGCAACUGACAGAAAUGCUUCCCAGCAUUCUAAACCAGCUUGGAGCAGACAGUCUGACUAGUUUAAGGAGACUGGCUGAAGCUCUGCCCAAACAAUCUGUGGAUGGAAAAGCACCCCUUGCUACUGGAGAGGAUGAUGAUGAUGAAGUCCCAGAUCUGGUGGAGAAUUUUGAUGAGGCUUCUAAGAACGAGGCAAACUGAGCUGAGG